Batrachochytrium dendrobatidis JAM81 is the source of this 774-nucleotide messenger RNA. RefSeq lists its product as uncharacterized. The record is from RefSeq and is a predicted model, not a curated record. Lineage: Eukaryota; Fungi; Chytridiomycota; Chytridiomycetes; Rhizophydiales. The coding region runs from base 1 to 774 and encodes 257 amino acids. The transcript has a single exon.
AUGAAACUCGCAGUUGCAGUAUUGUCGUCGAUACUGCUUGCAUGCUCGGUUACUAUUGCCAAUCCAAUUGAUCCCAGUGAAACUACAGAUGUUGAAACUAUCACUUCAACCGUCAUUCCCAGUGAAACUACAGAUGUUGAAGCUAGCACCUUGCCAACUCCUAAUCCAAACGGUAUAGGUUUAGAUAGUCUUGAUCCACUUUCAGAUAGCAUCAAGGAAUUGCUCAAAGAAUACCAGAGAAAACAUGUUAGUCUUGAAGAGCAAGUAAAAAAAUGUGAGCUAUUAAAAUCUCAAUACAAAGAUCAACAGACAAUGGUAAAGCACGCAAAGAGAAAGCUUCAUGUUUCGAAACAUAAAUCUCUAAGAGACGGUGGCAAUCGGAAGCAUGGUAAUGAGAUUUGGGAUAAUAUGCGUGAUAUUAAAACCCAAGAAGCCAAACUUGCCGAUCUUAAAAAAAGCUACAAAGACUGCAAGUCCAAGUAUAGUAUUUUUACAGCUGGACUGGAUCACAUCAAAAUGCUACUCGUGGAUUAUGUUUUCGGAGAAUCUUGGGAUCUUGAAUCACUUGAUCAGCAAUCUAGUCUUAUCACCACACAUCCUUCCGUUAAUACGUACCUUGAACAACUAUCAGUAGAAUACCAGAAGCUUCUUGAUCAAAUCUCUAACGAACGGCAACAACAUAAAGAACUUAGUGAUCGAGAACGAUUUAAACAACUUAUCGAACAGCAACAACGUAAAGAACCUAGCAAUCAGCAACAACCUAAAGAUUCGUAA